UAUUCUCUGGCAAAUCCAGCGAUUCGCCGUACGACACGUUGUUUUGAUUUGAAGGCGGUAUGUGCACUACGAUGGAACAUACGACUACUGCGCAUGUUCCUCAAAACGGUGGCAGGAAAAGGAUGACAAAAUCAAUGACCCCUUAGUCAUACCAACGAGCAGUCAAAGGUUUCGCAGGACGAACAGGAUUUAAGUAUCUUUUUGCAUCAGUUGCAAAUAACAAAAGGACACUGCUGGUUACUAAUUGGUUCGCUGCUCAUGGACUCGUUGUGGGAAAACAUAAGCACCGCUCUGGAACUGUCGCCAGAGGUGUCGGAAAAGUGGUUGGCAAAGCUACGUACUCAGUAUUCGGAUACGAACCGACGUUAUCAUACGGAAUCGGAGUUGAUUCGAAGAAAGAUCCCCCACCUGACGGGUGCCAGCGUGUGCUUGCAGUUGGCUACACUUUUCCAGUAUUACCAUUUCGAUGCUGACAAGGACUGCAUGAGUAAGAAUUGUGCGGCAGUGGAAGAGUUUUUCACAGACGCCAAUCUGGACAACAAAUCCCUCGAAAACAACGUGAAGCGGUUGCUGGGUGAUAUGCAAUCGGAUGCAGGCGAUUUGCUGGAGGAAGACGUGCAAUUCUUCCAGGACCUAGAUUUGUUGGUGCUGGGAACUCCCCCCGAAGAAUAUCAACAGUAUACACGGUUGCUGCGUGAAGAGUGCACGAGUUCCUAUGACAAAACACGCCUUAAGCUGCUACAGACACUCUGCCGCAUACCGUGCAUUUACUCGACGAAGGAAUUCAGCGAGCGGUUCGAGACCGUCGCAAGGCGUAACAUUGAGCAGGAAGUGAAGGAUUUGCAAGCAAAGUAGUUUAAUUCGAACAACAACUUACCUCUCC
Messenger RNA from Anopheles aquasalis, 883 nucleotides. RefSeq lists its product as uncharacterized. NCBI's taxonomy places the organism in Eukaryota, Metazoa, Arthropoda, Insecta, Diptera, Culicidae. The record is from RefSeq and is a predicted model, not a curated record.